CUGAACGUGUAGUAAAAGCAAGCAUCCGAGGAGCCAGAAGUUCCAAUCAUCGUUACCUCAGAGCCUACAGAGCAACUAUGCGAGCCAACACAGCAGUCCUCUGCGCAAUCUGCGCUUUACCUUCGUUCGUCGCAGCGCAGGUGUCCCAACAGCCACCAACCCUAACCUGGCCGGAGCCGACCCCAGGAAUGUUCACGCUAUCCAACUUCACCUUUUCCACCGGUGACCAUCUCUCCAACUUAACCCUGCACUACCAAACGCUGGGUACGCUCCAGACGCACGCCAACGGCAGCACCAAUGCGGUCCUUCUCCUCCACGGGUCGACCGGCGAAGCAGCUCAAUUCUACGUUGAUGAGUUCGCGGGAACGCUCUUCAACAGAGGACAAACUCUCGACGUCUCUAAAUACUACCUGAUUAUCCCCGACAUGAUUGGCCACGGCAACUCGAGCAAGCCCAGCAACACGGGCCUGCGCGGGAAAUUCCCAAAAUACCAGUACUCUGACAUGGUAGCCGCGAACCACGCGCUGCUCACCCAACAUCUCGGCGUGCAGCAUCUGCGGCUCGUGCUCGGAGUUUCUAUGGGCGGCAUGCACACGUGGAUGAUGGGCCAACAGUAUCCCAAGCUCAUGGAUGCUCUCUUCCCCAUCGCCUGCCUGCCGACGCAAAUCGCAGGGCAAAAUCGCCUAUGGAGGAAGUUCAUUAUUGAGCUGAUUACAUCCGAUCCCGCAUGGAAGGACGGUGAAUACACUUCUCCGCCUCUCGUGAGUUUGUCUGGCACGCUGUCGCUUUUACAAGUCAUGUUUUCCUCGGCGGUUGAUUAUUACGCGAAAUACCCCACUCGCGCCGCCAUGGACGCCUUCGUCGACGACUACUUGCUGCCCCAUAUUCCUGACUUUGAUGCGAACGAUCAGUUGUUUGCGUGGAACGCUUCUUAUACCUACAAUGCAGAGCCCGGUCUAAGAUUGAUCGAGGCGCCACUGACGGCAGUAAAUACCGCGGAUGAUCUGAUGAACCCGCCUGAACCCCAAAUCCUGCAGUGGUCUGUCGCGAAGAUGAAGCGGGGAGUGGGAAAAGCGGUCGUCAUACCUGUGUCUAAUGAAACGUUUGGACAUGGGACGUACAUCAAGGCAAGUGUGUGGAAGAACGAGCUCGAGAUGCUGUUGGCUGCUACCAGUGGAGGAGAGUGAAACUGCAUUGUGUAAUACUCUGCUGACGUUUGUCUCUUCUUCUGAAUACUUCACUCUUUCAAUUAUAUGUUUUUCUUCCAAGAUUCGUUCAUUAUAAUACAAUUCCCUAUUUCUAGAAGAUUUUGAUAGUUACUAUUAAGCUAUUACGCAUAUAAGUUACGAUAGACAACCAGCCUACGUUUUGAAGGCAUACAGCGGUUGCCAGUCUGCACUCCGAAUUCAUCCGUGCAAAAGGGUCUUGCAAUGUGUCUUAGUAUAAGUGUGUAACGUGCUGACGUAGUAUGAUACCAAAUAUCUCAUCUGCUGUAUUGCAAUAUUCGCUAUGCCUUACUGACUCAAGAUGUGGCGCUCUUCCUGAGGCUGUGUAGAUUGUCACGUGACGGUCGAGCCGACACCCGGUUUCCAAAAUCAUCAAAUGUGACUUAUUUUACUUUACUUAUUUUCUUCCAUAAUGUAAGCCUGUAACUUGCGGAAGCUUGGAAUGCGAGUGUCCUAUUCCAACAUUUAAAUGCAUUCAGUAAAGGGCUAGCCACACUUACUAGCCACCGUCGUGACUAACGUCUUCUUCGGCCUAGUCUGUUCGACAGUGAACUCUUCAACUACAUAUAUUGACGCGCCGCGAGACGGCAAUCCUUCAGCCAACCCCACAUAUCGGCUACAUUCCACUAUACGGCUCCCCUUACGAAUCUGAAUCAUCAGCAACUUUGGUGUCAUUAUCAUUUACAUCGGACUCAACUUCUGCCGCCACACGCCUGUAACUACAUCGCGUAACAGCAGGCAUCUAGCUAGUUCUCCAACUGUCUUCGUCGAUCGUAAACUAUUCCCUGGUGGUGUAACAAGACGAUAUUUUGAAGACCUGAACAGUAUCGCUUCGCGAUGUGCGAGGUCGGAUGAGUGCACCUUGUUCUACUGUACGAUGUUGAGAUGCGAAAGUCUGGAGAUCCCAAACAAUCGAUGAUAGUUAAGUUUCAUGAAGGGUAUUUUUUCAAAAUAUAUAUAUAUAUAUGCAAGAUAUGAAAAAUCUGCGUAUACGUGCGUGUGGAGCCGCCAUUACAUACAGUUCCGACUACAUUACCAAUUCACUGCCCGGUGGCGCAGUAAGUAUACGGAGUCCGAUAGGGCUGGAGUAUAAUGACCUGAUUGAAGCGUUUGCUAAC
Molecule: messenger RNA, 2344 nt
Organism: Periconia digitata
Lineage: Eukaryota; Fungi; Ascomycota; Dothideomycetes; Pleosporales; Periconiaceae
Source: the annotation of a GenBank genome assembly